Messenger RNA from Callorhinchus milii (elephant shark), 4671 nucleotides. Its product is annotated as kinesin-like protein KIF3A. The record is from RefSeq and is a predicted model, not a curated record. Gene Ontology annotation, molecular function: microtubule motor activity; ATP binding; microtubule binding. Gene Ontology annotation, biological process: microtubule-based movement. Lineage: Eukaryota; Metazoa; Chordata; Chondrichthyes; Chimaeriformes; Callorhinchidae.
CCGCCCGCGCGCGCGCGCGUGCGCAGAGCCGGCGCGUUGACGGUUGGGCUCGAGCCGUCCGUUGAUCCCCUUUCCCCGAUCGCCUCAACCGCCACUCCCUCCUCCUCCUCCCUCCCUCCCUCAGGAAGCGAAUGGUGUCGGGCGGGAGGCGAGCGACGGCUUGAGGCACGCGCUUCGGCUCGAGUCCGGCUUCGACAAUGCCGAGUAACAAGUCCGAGAAGUUGGACCGGGUUGAGACCUGCGAUAAUGUGAUGGUGGUGCGUUGCCGGCCGAUGAAUGAGAAGGAAAAACACAUGAGCUACAAGCAAGCGGUACUGGUUGAUGAGAUACGUGGGACUAUCACAGUCUACAAGACAGAUGCUGCCAACGAACCACCUAAAACAUUCACUUUUGAUACAGUUUUCAGUCCCGAAAGCAAGCAAGUGGAUGUGUAUAAUCUCACAGCAAGGCCAAUCGUCGAUUCUGUUCUUGAAGGAUACAAUGGAACCAUUUUUGCUUAUGGACAGACUGGAACUGGAAAGACAUUCACCAUGGAAGGAGUGCGGGCUGUGCCUGAACUGAGAGGAAUUAUUCCUAAUUCAUUUGCUCAUGUAUUUGGCCACAUCGCAAAAUCUGAAGGGGAUACCAGGUUUCUGGUGCGAGUAUCCUAUCUAGAGAUUUACAAUGAGGAAGUCCGCGACCUUCUUGGGAAAGAUCAGACUCAGAGGCUAGAGGUUAAGGAAAGACCUGAUGUUGGGGUGUACAUUAAAGAUCUCUCUGGAUAUGUUGUGAACAAUGCGGAUGACAUGGACCGUAUCAUGACUUUGGGCAACAAAAACCGUUCUGUCGGGGCCACAAAUAUGAAUGAACAUAGUUCCCGUUCUCAUGCUAUCUUCACCAUCACUAUCGAGUGCAGUGAGAAGGGAGUCGAUGGGAAUAUGCAUGUUCGCAUGGGCAAGCUGCACCUUGUCGACCUGGCAGGUUCAGAAAGGCAAGGAAAGACUGGCGCCACAGGACAACGGCUAAAGGAAGCAACAAAGAUCAAUCUCUCAUUGUCUACUCUGGGUAAUGUCAUCUCUGCUCUUGUUGAUGGCAAGAGUACACAUGUCCCAUACCGCAAUUCCAAACUGACCCGUCUGCUCCAGGACUCGCUGGGAGGCAACUCGAAGACCAUGAUGUGUGCGAACAUUGGCCCAGCGGACUACAAUUAUGAUGAAACCAUUAGUACUUUACGAUAUGCAAACCGAGCCAAGAAUAUCAAGAAUAAGGCCAGGAUUAAUGAGGACCCCAAAGAUGCCCUGUUGCGUCAGUUUCAGAAGGAGAUUGAGGAACUCAGGAAGAAAUUGCUGGAAGGGGAAGAAAUCUCUGGUUCAGAUCUCACUGGCUCCGAAGAUGAUGACGAGGAAGGUGAAGAAGGAGAAAAUGGAGAGAAAAGAAAGAAACGAAGAGAUCAACCAGGAAGGAAGAAGGUGUCUCCUGAGAAGAUGGUAGAAAUGCAGGCGAAGAUCGAGGAGGAGAGGAAAGCUCUUGAAGCUAAGCUGGACAUGGAAGAGGAGGAGAGAAACAAAGCCAGAGCAGAGCUGGAGAAGAGAGAGAAAGACCUGUUAAAAGCACAGCAGGAGCAUCAGACGCUGUUGGAGAAACUGUCAGCUCUGGAAAAGAAGGUGAUUGUGGGAGGAGUAGAUCUCUUGGCCAAGGCUGAAGAACAGGAGAGACUCCUGGAGGAAUCGAACUGCGAGCUGGAGGAACGCCGCAAAAGAGCCGAGCAACUCCGGAAAGAGCUGGAGGAAAAAGAGCAAGAACGUUUGGACAUUGAGGAGAAGUACACCAGUCUACAAGAGGAAGCCCAGGGAAAGACUAAGAAAUUGAAGAAAGUUUGGACGAUGUUGAUGGCAGCAAAGUCUGAGAUGGCAGACUUGCAGCAGGAGCACCAGCGUGAGAUUGAGGGGCUACUGGAGAACAUCCGGCAGCUGAGCAGAGAGCUACGUCUCCAGAUGCUCAUCAUUGACAAUUUCAUUCCGCAAGAAUAUCAGGAGAUGAUUGAGAAUUACGUACACUGGAAUGAAGACAUUGGAGAGUGGCAGCUGAAAUGCGUGGCCUACACAGGAAACAACAUGAGAAAACAGACCCCAGUUCCAGAUAAAAAAGAAAAAGAUCCCUUUGAAGUGGAUCUGUCCCACGUUUACCUGGCAUACACUGAGGAGAGUCUUCGACAAUCAUUAAUGAAGCUGGAGAGACCCAGAACCUCAAAGGGAGGCAAAUCCAGACCCAAAACUGGCAGAAAGAAAAGAUCUUCAAAAACUGAAGCUGGAAUUGACUCCCUUCUUCAGUGAGCAGGGCACCCGGCCGAAUAAGGUGGACGGACCAGCUUUUAGACGGAAAAUGUUUCCUGACAAUGAAGAAUGAUCACUGUACAAAGAACAAAAUGGCAGCUUGAUGCCAAAGCACUGAGUCUCGAACCAUACACGCUGGGGUCUCAUUUGAGGUAUUAAUAUGAAACGUGCCGUCAUUGAAUUUCUAAAACCAAAGUGCUGUAUUCUUCAGUUGAUGAUUUAGAAAUGUCAUUAUUACACGUAUCAUAUUCAGAAGUGGAUUUUGAGAAACACUCCCAAAUUUGACCUGACUAACUGUGAGAAGAGAUGGAAAAGAACCAGGGCUUGAAUUUAAUGCUACCCGAUAAAGUGAAAAAUACUAGGGUUUUUUGGUGAUAGUUGGUCAGUCUUCCAGUUGCUAUCAAAAGGUUGGUAGCGGAUGUUUACAACCCAAUGUUUUAGAAUCCCACUAUUUAGUCUUCAUUUAGUUCUUGUCAUUGGUCUUGGUAUGUAUUCCAUUUGGGUUUUUACUUGUGGAAUAGAGAAUGUGACAAUGGCACUUAAACUAUAAACACAAAUUGUGCUACUACCUGUGAAAGAAAUUAGAUUCAAACCCUGAUUUAAAGUUUUCACAUUGAAUGAAUUGAAAGGACUUCGACUUCUGAAAUGUACCAAAACAUGCAACUUCAGGAUAAAGUAGUUUUCGCUGUGAUCGAGCUAAUCUGUUCAACCCAAUUUGGCUGUAGCUUUAUGUUUAGUUUUGUUCUGCGAGACGCAGUUGAGCCCUCAAGGUUUGCACAAAAGAUUGAUUUUAAAAUAUUCCCAUUUGCCUUUUAUUUCAACUGACUGUUUGCACUAGAUUCUUUUGCUUUUUACUGAUCGAUACACAAGUAGAGCGAUAGGCUUAUAGAUUUAACAUUAAAACUGAAAUAAAUUUAUUAGUGAUAAUAAAAAUAUCAGGCAGGUCAUUCAUUUAAUAAAACAUUAAGACUCUUUCAGCUAUUUGAACAGUCAGUUAAGUGAAAUAAGCUUUCAAUCAAUUUUAUUAAGUAUAGGAUUUGCUGCUUCAGACAUGUUUGUGGGCAUCAUUAAAGAAUAUUUCUGUUUACAAUAAUUCAUCCAGUACUAAAAUAUGGACCCCUAUUUGCUUUAUGAUCUGUAACUAUCAGAUUGCUGUGAUUUCUCAUGCAGCUUAUAGCCAUUUGUUAAUUGGAACGUGGAAGAGAGAGGAGGAACUUUUAACACAGCCCAACAUCAAGAAUGGUUUAGAGCAGUGGUGGGCAACCGUUUUGGUUGGCGAACCGAAUAAAUGCUUCUUUGCUUAUUCAGUAGCUACUGGAAAUAAAACGUUGAAUAAACACAGACUUACCUAGACUGGUGUGAGUGAGUGUCAGGAUACUUCCUGACAUCUCUGUAGGCCAUGUGUUGGUCACCACCGGUUUAGAGUAAUCAAAUGUCAGACUUUACACUCACACUGUCCUCCAGAAUAGCUCGUGCGUGAAGAUACGAUUGUGCGUCCAAUUUUUUUUCAUUGAGAACCAAAAUUCUCAUAUAUCCUAUUAUCUUCAGAAUAUUAUUUGAAUGGAAAUUCAAUGCUGAAAUGCUUUUAUUUCACAGAGAAAGGAAAGGGCCUUUGUUCAUUGAUCAGUCGUGCGUCAGGCAUAUUUGGUUUUCCUGUUUUUUUUUAAAAAAAUAUCCAAUUGCCCUUGGCUGCUUGUCAAACACAUCUUCUUAUCCUCUUGCAUAUCUCAAUUUAGCAGUAGGCAUUAAGUGCAAUGAUGUUGCGUGACAUGUACACAAUAUGAGAGUUUGUCACUGUGUUUCAAUGAUGUGUACAUGGAUGUAUUUGUCUGUUACUGUGACAAAGUGUUGUAAAAUGGUUAAAAAUCAUUAGCAUGGUUCUUUUAAAAGCACUCCAUUCUAGGGGUUUGCAUGAGGCACUUUUUGGUUAGCGAGCACCUGAAUAAACCUAAACCUAUCUUGAGGUCCUUUACUUUAUCUGCAAGUGACGUCAGUGCAAAUAGCACAGUGCCUUCUUGCUACCACUUAUAGUAAUCUACACAUGUUCUGGUGAACUCCACACCAGUGUAGUUGCUUAUCCUAAUACUAGGUUGUAUAGUGUGAUUAAUGGAGAGGUCCCUAGGUUGUGCGUUUCUUAAUUUUGUUGGGACUGACAUCUCCAAAGAUUUUCUUGUGAUUCAGUACACUAGAUUCAGGAGCGGUGAAGCAAGCUCCAGACAAACUUGUUUUUUUUAAACAAAAUGGUUAUUUCUGUGUAAUCUGUUAUGUAUAAAUUGUGCAAUGUGUGUUGUACAUAUGAGAACUUGUAUAUGUAUAUAUACAGCAUGUUAAUGUCAUAAAUAAAGAAACCUCUAUACAA